AUGACGGACUUUGUUGCGGGGUGGAUGGGCGGCGUCUCCGUGCUUCUAGUUGGACACCCUUUUGACACCAUCAAGGUUUGGCAGCAGAGCAGAAAUACACUUGGCCUCACUUCCUUCACUACGGCGCCAGGAGAAAAGAGUCUCGCGGCCGUGAUGGAGUUGUACCACACAAAAGGUGUGCGUGCGUUUUACAAGGGCCUGUGUGCGCCGAUGUGCGCGGUGGGAUUUGCCAACAGCGCCUUGUUUGGGACCUAUGGCCUCAUUGUGAAUUUUUUUGUUUGCAAUGAGGCAUCUCAGUUUUACUACAACGAUGAACGCCACGUCGCGGUGAAGUACGCGAAUCGUCACGCAAACGAGGAAAAGGCUUCCGGUCACACGUACCAAAAACAGAAUCUCUCAGCGCACUUCCGCACAGGCGGUGGACUCAGCGCCUUUGAAAACUUUGUGGCCUCCACAGGCGGUGGUGUGGCAUAUUCCACCAUCAUGAACCCCUUUGAGCUUGUCAAGAUACGUUUGCAGACGGAGCACUUGUUUCCCCACCGUCAGUAUCUCGGCACCUUGCACUGCGCCCGGCGGUUGUACGAACAUGGAGGAAUCAAGUACUUUUUCAAGGGUUAUAGCGCGACACUGAUACGGGAUAUUCCUGGGGCUGGUGUAUACCUUUUUAGCUACUCCUCGCUUAUUCAGUUGCUUGGGAAGGAGAGGAACUACAGCAUUCCGCAUAUUCUUCUUGCCGGAGGCUGCGCAGGGAUGGCGCAGUGGAUUGUAAUAUUUCCUCUUGACACCAUCAAGACGAGAAUACAGGUGGCCAAAAAGGGUGAAAUGCUGGGGUGGACGCGAUGCGCAAGGCAGCUCUACAACGCUCAUGGAUUUACUGGACUCUACCGAGGAAUGGCACCGGCCCUCGUGCGUGCCUUUGCUGCAAAUGGAGCGGCGUUUGUGGGAGUGGAGGGGACACUGCAGUUUUUCCGUACUGCCGGCCUGGAGGACGUUGACAUUGCUAGCUCAUAA
Molecule: messenger RNA, 1011 nt
Organism: Trypanosoma rangeli
Lineage: Eukaryota; Euglenozoa; Kinetoplastea; Trypanosomatida; Trypanosomatidae
Product: mitochondrial carrier protein
Exons: 1
Coding region: 1-1011 (336 amino acids)
Biological process (GO): mitochondrial transport; carnitine transmembrane transport
Cellular component (GO): mitochondrial envelope
Molecular function (GO): O-acyl-L-carnitine transmembrane transporter activity
Source: RefSeq, a predicted model, not a curated record